Molecule: messenger RNA, 1456 nt
Organism: Tripterygium wilfordii
Lineage: Eukaryota; Viridiplantae; Streptophyta; Magnoliopsida; Celastrales; Celastraceae
Exons: 5
Coding region: 269-991 (240 amino acids)
Biological process (GO): peptidyl-proline hydroxylation to 4-hydroxy-L-proline
Cellular component (GO): endoplasmic reticulum
Molecular function (GO): procollagen-proline 4-dioxygenase activity; iron ion binding; L-ascorbic acid binding
Source: RefSeq, a predicted model, not a curated record
GAGAGGCGAGAGGUAUUUUGGGAGGAAAUAAAGUUUAAUUGGUCUCAAUUUCGUCCUAUCGUGAAGGCCGUCGGAUUAUACCCCAAUCCCGUGUCUUGUUUACGAAGAGGAUAUUGUCAGCCACGGAGCCCACAAUCAUUCUCUGGGUCGAUAUUUGCAGGGCUUAAGGCUCAUCCCAGACCAACUAAUUUGGGCCUCCAAUUAGUUUCUAACGGGAGCCUGAAUAGGAUCUUGAAAGGUCAGAUCGACAGACGAGAGGAAGAGAGUAAUGGCUGAAACAGGAACGAAGAAGAGAAAAAUGGGGGAAAGAAAAGCGGAUUCCAAGAAACAAUCUGUGAAGUGGCCCCUCAUCAAACCCAAGCAAAACCUCCAGAUCAAGCGACUCAAAGAUAUCGAUCUCUUCACCGUGCCAAAUUUCUUCACGUCUGCUGAAUCUAAGGCAUUCAUUGAAGCUGCAGAAGGAAUUGGUUUUGUUCAUCAAGGUAGUCUUGGUCCGACAAAAGGUGAAGCUUAUAGAGACAAUGAUCGAAUCUCUGUGAGUGAUCCUGUUCUUGCUAGUGCGAUUUGGGAGUCCGGACUUGACAAAUUAUUUUCUGAUAUUAAAAUUCGAGGGAAGGUUGCUGUUGGCUUGAACCCCAAUAUUAGACUCUACAGGUAUAAGUUUGGUCAGCGCUUUGGACGACAUAUUGAUGAAAGUGCUGACCUUGGAGAGGGAAAGCGCACCCAUUAUACGUUGUUAAUAUAUUUGAGUGGUGGUGUUAAAACAAAGACUCAAAAUGAUAAGGGAAACUCUAUGGAUUCUUCCUCAGAACCUCUAGUUGGAGGAGAAACUGUUUUCUAUGCUUCAAGGAAUAGCGUUGUGGCUGAGGUUGCUCCUACUGAAGGGAUGGCUCUCCUGCACAUUCAUGGGGACAAGUGUAUGUUGCAUGAAGCCAGAAAUGUUACCAAGGGUGUCAAAUAUGUAUUCCGUUCAGAUGUAGCUUUUGCUUGAGAGAGGGCUUUUAUUUUUAAUUUCAGGCGGGCUGCAAUGGCCACAACAUCAGCGCAGGAAACCGUCUGAGGGCAUGCCAUUUCAAGCUUAGCUUUUGCCUCAUCAAUCACAUAGAACGAUCGAACAGGGAUGUUAGGGGGGCCAUCUUUCUCAGCUUGGUUUCCGGGAGUAGAGUCCAGCAGCAAGGAAGCAUCGCAACCCUAUCAAUAAGUAAACAGUUCAAAAAUAUGUUAAACAACUUGGUAUCUCCUCAUUAGUCAUAACAGGAUCAUUUGUGUUUUGUGUUGUGUAAGAGAGAUUAUUAUACUCUUAUGAAGCAGUCAUGGAAGAACAUUCUAAGAAUACGAGCAGGGACUUUAGGGUCAUGCACGGAAGCAUUACAAACAGUCUCUGCAAUGAUCUUCUCGGCUUGUGGACAAGUUUGAUCAUAAUAAUGAGCAUCCAGUGCCGCCUUUGAUGGUGAAA